Molecule: messenger RNA, 2148 nt
Organism: Opisthorchis viverrini
Lineage: Eukaryota; Metazoa; Platyhelminthes; Trematoda; Opisthorchiida; Opisthorchiidae
Exons: 5
Biological process (GO): nitric oxide-cGMP-mediated signaling; cGMP biosynthetic process; response to oxygen levels
Cellular component (GO): guanylate cyclase complex, soluble
Molecular function (GO): guanylate cyclase activity; heme binding; oxygen sensor activity
Source: RefSeq, a predicted model, not a curated record
AUGUACGGUCUGCUGCUAGAAGGAUUAAAACAGUAUCUGACCAAGUCGUAUGGCGAAGAAUUGUGGUGGGAUGCCUUCCAGGAAGUUUGCGGGAAGCAGAAAGUUAUUCAGACCCAUGGUGUGUACCCAGAAUCCUGGUUGCCUCGUGUCGUUACUGCUGUAUCGCAGCUGACUGAUAUUCCAGAAGAGGAUAUCUAUUUCGAAUAUGGCUAUUUCUUUACAAAUUUUUUGUCCUUAAUGGGAUACGAGAAACUACUCAGUGUUAUUGGUGAUGGAUUUCCACAAUUCAUGAAUGAACUUGAUGAUUUACAUCACCAUCUGCAGAUGAGCUACCCCAGAAUUCGAGCACCAGCUUUUGUGGUCUCCGCCAUGACGAAUACCACAAUGGAAGUUAUUUACUGUAGUAAACGUGAUUACUACCCUCAGUUUGUUCGGGGACAACUGACCGCAAUUGCAAUGUUGCUUUUUAACCUUGACGUUGAGGUUGAACUUAUUGGAAGAGAAAAAGAGGACACACUAAAUAAGUUCACCUUUCGAAUCACUAACAAAAACGGUGUGUGGACGGACAACACAAAAAAUUCGAUCGAGGUCACGUCAAAAUCUGCACUGCACAUUUCGAGCGAGCCGUUUUUAGCUAUUUUCCAGUUUCACCUUCUAUUUACGGAAAAGCUCGAAGUUGUUAAUCUUGGCAGAGGAUUUAAAGAAUUUGAGGAGGUUACGGUGGGGAGAUCAGUGUUCGACAUUUUUAUUCUCAGUCGCCCGAAUAUUGAAGCCGUAUUUUCCGAGCAAAUCCAUACAAGCAAACAGUUGGAGAAGAGUAUGAGCCGAGUUGAGAAGCUCCGGAAACUAACUGACGAACUACUCUUCCAGUGUAUUCCAAAAGCCAUCGCCAAACAAAUUCGAACCGGUACGCCGGUGCUAGAAACAAUCCAACAAAUCCAUACAAGCAAACAGUUGGAGAAGAGUAUGAGCCGAGUUGAGAAGCUCCGGAAACUAACUGACGAACUACUCUUCCAGUGUAUUCCAAAAGCCAUCGCCAAACAAAUUCGAACCGGUACGCCGGUGCUAGAAACAAUCCAAGUGGAGACCAUUAAUGACACUUACAUGCUGGUAUCUGGCGCACCACACCGCACCCAACUCCAUGCACCGCACAUUGCCGAGAUGGCUCUGGAGAUUCUGUCGGCAACACAAAAAGGACCAUUCUGGAAAACAAAACAUCCUGAGAGCGAUACGAUGCCAUGUGAAUCCAGCAAAGUGCAGCUUUUGAUUGGAUGUCACACAGGUCCCAUUGUUGCCGGGGUUUUCGGUCACAAUGCUCCCCGAUAUCGUCUCUUUGGUGACACGGUUAAUAUCGCCAGUCGAAUGGCAAGCACAAGUUUGGGCAAGGGUGAAAUGGAGACAUUCCAUAUCGAAGGGCGAAAUACAGAGUUUACGAUUACUGACGAAGUGUCCAGGGAAAACAAAGAUUUCGGUGAAGUCCUAAGAGAGGAUUGUGAACUUUCGGACGAUGAAGUUGUAGAUUCAACUACAUCAGAUGAUUCGGUGGUUGCAACGGAAGAAUCCGAAAACGAACGUGAAAGCCGAAGUUCUGGAUUGCUAGACCCUUUGAUGACGACGGGAACGAGUGUUCCAGCCAAAAGACCAGACUCACCUGUUUAUGGACGGUCGAGAUGCAUACAAAUCAACACGGACAGCAAGCAGCAAGUAAUAAAAACUAGUGGUGGUGAGGAUAAGAGCAAAAGUUUGCAGAGAAACGGUAUUGUUGGGCAACUUCAAGUAAAUUCACUGCGGCCUCCAUCGUUAGAAAUGAUGGCAAACAACACAUCCAUUGAGCGUGAAUCAAGGAUUGUUGAAGGAAAACAGCCCUCAUUAUCAUCCAUUAUCACGGUGUUGAACAAAAAGGAACCAGAGACCCAAUUAAACACAACCCCAGGAAGCCUUGUUGGAAAAUUUCAACAGGACUGUCCCCAAAAACGUGAAAAGGCACCCUUACAUCUGGACGAGAGUACACCAAAGCAAGUAGGGGAUCCUGCACCGAGUUCGAGGUCUGGUGAUAAAGUUUCACUAAGCGGGACUCAAAUUUCAGCAGACUUUCUGCCACCCACUGACUAUAAAUUCAGAGCCAGUGAACUCAGUAACGACACAGAG